Molecule: messenger RNA, 4727 nt
Organism: Panonychus citri (citrus red mite)
Lineage: Eukaryota; Metazoa; Arthropoda; Arachnida; Trombidiformes; Tetranychidae
Gene: Cbp80
Product: nuclear cap-binding protein subunit 1-like
Exons: 13
Coding region: 122-2515 (797 amino acids)
Biological process (GO): mRNA export from nucleus; nuclear-transcribed mRNA catabolic process, nonsense-mediated decay
Cellular component (GO): nuclear cap binding complex; nucleus
Molecular function (GO): RNA cap binding; protein binding; mRNA binding
Source: RefSeq, a predicted model, not a curated record
AUCUCAUCACAUGGACCAAGUGAAGAGAAAACAUUUUCAUCUUGUUACUCUUACUGUUCAUUUCAAUUAGAAUUUCUUUUAAUAAUUAAUCUAAUCUAAUCUAAUUAAUUGUUUUCUAACAAUGAGCGGGACGAAGAGACGAAGUUGGGAUGAUGACCCGGAAAGACCAAGGAAAAGAUACCGUAAUGAAAGACCUCAGGAGGAAGAUGAAAUUGAAGACAAUUUGGAACAUCUAAUUGUUAAACUUGGUGAUCGAAGUACCACUGCUUUGGAAAAGAAUUUAGAGGAAUUGGUUGACAUUCUUGAUCAUGAUGUUUCUAAAGCUUCUAAAAGUAACAUAAUUAAGAUUAUUAGUGAUUGCGUUGCCAAUCUACCUGAGAAAAUUUCCAUCUAUUCAACGCUUGUUGGUCUUUUGAAUAACAAAAACUAUCAUGUUGGAGGAGAUAUUAUCGAGAUGCUAGUGAAAAGCUUCAAGGAAAGUGUUAAAGCUUGUGAAUGGGAGAAGAGUUCAUCUUAUGUCCGAUUUUUCGGUGAUCUGGUCAAUUGUCAUGUUAUCUCUCAUGGUUCUUUGAUGGCUCUUUACGAGACUCUAGUUGAUGUUACUAUGGAAGAUAAUAUUCCACAGGUUCGAUCAGAUUUCUUUGUGUAUUCAGUUUUAUCAUCUUUACCUUGGGUUGGUUAUGAGCUUUGUGACAAAAAGGAACAAGAUUUGGAGCAAUUGUUGAACACCAUUGAUAAUUAUCUAAGUAAAAGAUCAAAAGUUCAUCAUACCGCUUUACGUGUUUGGUAUUCGGAUACACCACACCCUCAAGAAGAAUAUUUAGAUUGUCUUUGGGCCCAAAUUACUAAAUUAAGAAAUGAUAAAUGGGAAGAAAAUCAAAUUCAUCGACCAUAUCUUGCUUUUAACAAGAUUCUUUGUGAAGCAUUACAACACAAUUUACCUUCUAUUUCAAUACCACCUCAUGAUCAAUCCUACACUUAUCCAUAUCCCAAAGUCGUUUUCCGAUUAUUUGAUUACACUGAUUGUCCUGAUGGUCCAGUUCUACCCGGAGCUCAUGCAAUCGAAAGAUUCUUAGUAGAACAGAAUAUUCGUUGGAUUCUAUCAAGACAUCAUAAAGAUCUUAAGGCUUGCUCAUUUGCUUUAAUUGGUCUUCAAGGAAGUCAUAAAAUCCCGUUGGAAUAUGUUCUUGUAGAAAUUAUUUUAGCUGAAAUCUUUGCCCUUCCCUCCUCGAGAUUUUUAGAAAUAUUUUAUGGAUCAUUACUCUUAAAGCUUUGUAAAAUGCAACCAGGAUCCUUACCCCAAGUUCUUGCCCAAGCUGUUGAGAUGAUCUUUGAUCGAUUGGAUACUAUGAAUGUUGCUUGUGUUGAUCGAUUUGCUUCCUGGUUUGCUUAUCAUCUUAGUAAUUUUCAAUACGCUUGGAAUUGGGAUGACUGGUCAGCGUGUUUAACCCUUGACCCUCUUCACCCUAAACCCAAAUUUGUCCGAGAGUGUUUACUCCGUUGUAUGCGCCUCUCUUACCAUCAACGUAUUGCUGAAAUUGUUCCAGACGGUUUUAAAAUGCUUUUACCUGAUCUUCCCGAUCCAAUGAACAAAUACAAUGUUACAGAUGAAACAAUUAAGAUUCCAGGAUCAAGUUUAGCUAAUCAACUAACCGAAAUGUUGAAAAGUAAAACACCUCCUGAUGAGAUAUUGAAAACAUUAGAGGAUCUUAAUAAUAGUACUGAUGCUGGUGAUGUUGAAUUCACUCCACAUUCCUUGAAAAUUGAUGUUUUUCUUACCGUUCUGCUUAAUGCUGCAUCCAAAUCAUUUUCUCACCUUUUCUCUGCUCUUCUCAAGUACAAUCAAAUCCUUUUAUCAUUGAAUAAUUCAGAUGAUGCUCAGAGAUGUAUUCUAGCAACUAUUUACGAGGUUUGGAGACGUCACCCUCAGCUUUUAGUUGUAUUAACUGACAAAUUAUUAAAGGCUAAUAUCAUUGAUUUCCCUGCUGUUGCUAAUUGGAUUUUCUCAAAAGAAUUGGCGAGUGAUUUUACCAGAUCUUACAUAUGGGAAAUUUUACAUUCGACGAUUCGUCGGCAAAUCAAAUUCGUUGAAGGUUUACAAAAGAAACUCAAUGAAAUGAAAGAAAAAGCUGAAAAGAUCCAAAGUGAAGACAAAGACGAGGCUAAAGAAGUCAAAGAAGAAAACGAAGAAGCUGAAAUUUCCAAUGAAGAAGUGAUCGAGAGCUUGGAAGAAAAAGUCGAAGCGGCUCUUUCAGACCAAAAGAAUUUAUUUCUCAUCGUAUUUCAACAUUUCAUCAUGAUUCUAUCAGAACAUAUACAAUCUUGUGAAGCUAAAGGUCGAAGCUUCAAAAAUCAUUGGUUCCGUUGGUGUAUUGGUAGAUUACAACAAGUAUUUUUUGAGCAUCAUCAAUAUGUUUGCAAAUAUAAUCCUGUACUUGAAUCUCUGCUAUUCACAGCUGAUGUUGAUGCUCACAUUUUAAUUAUAUUUAGACAAUUCUGUUCCUUGCAAGCUUAAAUUAAAAUCGAUAUGAUGUAAAUCAAAUCACAAUUAAGAAAGACCCAAACCAAUGGUAUACAAAGCACACAAACCCUUACAGAAGACAAGACUGGAAUUACAACUGAUCAUCAUCAUCUCUCCUUCUUAUCAACACACUGAACAACUGAUUAUAAAUAAUGGAAAACAAUGUGUAUUGACAAUUAUAAUUCACCCAUCAACUAUAUUACCAUUUUGUACUAAAUAAUUAACUACAAAAGUACAGAGGUCAAACAAAAUUAGAGUUAAAAAAUUCUACCAUUUAAAAGAUUUAAUUUUUCUUUGUUUACUUAAAAUCCUAAUUUCUUUUGAUAGUAAUUAAUCUUGCGACACUAUUUGUUUUUGAUGGUCAAGACAACCAACAAUCAACAAUUUGCACCUAAACUGGAUAAAAUAUAAUUUUCACCAUCAACUUUAUGAUUAAUCAAUAAUUUCAUUCUCUAUCCAAAAUUUAUCCAUUUUCUUGGUUGUUAUUCAGUAAGAAAGAAACUAGGUCACCAUUUUUACUCAUUUCUAAUUCAAAAGGAACCAUUUGUAUCUCCACUGUUUAGAUGAACAACUGAAUCUCAAUUCAUCUUCCACCCAAAUUACACCAAUUCAAUGAUUAACAAUCAACAUUGGAAACAUAGACUUUCCUUAUUAUUAGAAAACUACUUAUUUAGACAAUCGAUUGUAUCUGAUUUGGUGCAUCUAAACAACGAAGUUCCUUAUGACCUGAGAUUCUAAUGAUGAGCUACUUUCGGUUGAACUGAUUGGUCGUUUUAUUUUGUGGGGAAUUUAAUAUCAGGCACUGAUUCUCGAAAAUUUAUAAUUCGUUGUUUGAUUUAUCAUAAUUUUCAUCCAAAAUGAGCACAUAAAUUACAUGAUAUCCAAUUGCAGUUCUGAUCAGUUUGUCUCGAUUCGAGCUACAAGAUGAAGUCUUCAGAUGAAAAUUCUCGUUCUGACCAAGUGACCGAUUAUUUUUAUUAUGAAAUAAAACCAAUUCUAUUUCGAGAUUGAAUCAAAUUUCAUCUUCCAUUCAGCAAUUUAAAUAUUCACAACAAGAAUCAACUUGUGAUCAGUUCGGAGAAAAUGAUCUUUGACCUUCAGCAUUCGUGUCAAUCUAAAGGUUAAAAUUGUAUUUCCAUGGCAAAGAGAUAGUAAAACAGAUUAUUCGUAAAUGAUUUAGCAACAUUCAAAGAAGAAUCAACUGAAUCAAUAAUAUAACAAUAAGAAAAUAAACAAUUUAAAUCUCUCUGUUAAUUAAAUCGCAAUGUAAACAGAUAGGCAUUCAAAAGAUAUUAGAAACAAUCAACUGUCAGAGUAAAUCAACACUUUAAAUCCUAUAAAACUAAACUGAAAUUAGUCCUAACUAAUUAAGAGAUGCAAGAAAAUAAAAUUUAAUUGUAAUAAUUAAAAAUAAAUCAAAAGUAAACCAACAAAUAUUGACCCUUACAUGAGAUUAUAACCUUAACCUUAAUUCAAAUGAACAAAAGUAAAUGAAAGUUAAUCUGUGAUACUAUUGAUACAUUUAACCAAAACAAAACCUAAAGAAUCCUACAAAUUAAUUAGAUAAUCAUUGAACAAGUGGCGAAAAGCAGGAAUGGUCACCGUCCACAAUUAAAAUAAAUUAAAACAAUUAAGAUGAAAACGAUGAAAUAUAAAUAAAAAGUGGAAAAAAAAGAAAAUGUUUACGUUUGAAUUGAUCGGUGUUCAUUUUGUUUCCAUCAUCAUGGAUUAUUAGGUUAAUAGUAAAAGCAAGUGAAUCAACCGAUACAAUUGUGAGCAAUUAACAAGACGUUGGACUGUUAAUUGUUGGAUAAAUUGUGAAAACAAUCAAGGAAAUAAAUUUAAUUGUGAACAAAUUAAAGAAAAGAAGUUCAAGUUUACCUUAACCAGGUUUUCUCUCCUUUCAAAGUGGAAACAAAAUGAACACAACACAAGAAGAUGAACCAUUCACUUCACUGUGACUCUUACAUUCACUUUUUGUCUUCUCUCUCUUUCUCUCUGGUUUUUUGUUUCUCUUCAUUUUCUUUGGUAUUAUUGUUGUUUCUUGCACUUGAUUCAUUCUUGUAAUUAACAAUUGAUCAGUUAAUUGAAAUUCAUUUCCAUCUAAUUGUCUCGUAACCACAAUCAACCGAUUUAAAUGCCUGCUCGUCGAAAACAUUUCAACAACCGUUUCAAUCCAACGCCAAGAGCUCGGAGUCAAAGAAAG